UUCACUGUUGAUAUAGAGGUUGCCUUGGGCUAUUAUUCGACGGCACGGUGUCUGAAAAACGUGAAAACGCUUAUUUAAAAACGGGGCAAGGGGUAGCAGCGUAAUGAUAUGUUAUAUGCUGCGAAACGGCUAUUUUGGGGUUGUAUUCUAUUAUCAGCAUGCAUUACUUUCGUGUAUCGUGUACCAAAAUCAACCGGCAGAGUAGUGCGAACAAUAAUACGAAGUAGUAUGAAUAAAAAUGUACCAGACUAUAGCAAAAUGAAGGGAAGCACGACUAGAACUGGAUCCGUGUGGCCGAAGCCUCAAAGUAUGGUUUCAAAUUCCAAGAUGUAUGUUCUAUCGUCUUCGAAAUUCAAGUUUGAAUACACUUUGAGUUCAUUGAGAUGUGACGAUGUUGACGAAACUAUGAAACGAUACAUGAAGAUAAUAUUCGGAAAUACAACCAGGGAAAUUAAUACAUGGAGCAGGAAUUCAGCAUUGGAAAUCUUGUAUAUUCAUCUGUCGUAUGAUUGUGAAGAUUAUCCAACAAUAAAAUCUUCAGAAAGAUAUGUACUUUCGGUACAGGACACAGCGAUGCUUAUUGCUGACACCCAGUGGGGAGUCAUGCGAGGAUUGGAAACGUUUAGUCAACUUGUCCAUAUUAACGAAGAUAAUGAGAUUGCAGUAAACGCAUGUGCAAUUGAAGACUAUCCUAGAUUUCAAUAUCGAGGUCUCAUGUUAGAUACAGCCCGACAUUUCAUUCCAACUGAAACAAUUCUUCAAACAUUAGAAAUCAUGUCGUACAACAAGUUAAACGUAUUGCACUGGCAUAUCACCGACCACCAGUCAUUUCCGCUCGAGUUCAAAAGAUUUCCAGAAAUAGCAAGACACGGUGCAUUUGACAACGGAAAAUCUGUUUAUAGAGAGGAAGACGUUAAAAGAAUCGUUGAAUUCGCAAGGUUACGGGGAAUCAGGGUCAUCCCGGAAAUUGAUCUACCGGGUCACGCCUCCGCAUUAGCAAAAUCUCGACCGGACCUUUUUCUGAAUUGUUACUCCGUUACAAAUGGAGUUCGGGACGACUCUAAGGGAACACUCGACCCUUUGAACCCGGAAGUUUAUACGUUUAUAGGAGCACUUUACUCUGAACUUAAAAACUUGUUUCCGGAUGAAUACAUACACAUAGGAGGAGAUGAAAUAUCUCACGAAUGUUGGCUUACUAGUUCUGAAUUUCGUAAAUAUAUGUCAAAGAGUCGAACAACCGAAAAAGAAAUUCAUCGAAUGUUUAUUGAAGGCAUUUUACAAGAAGCAAGGAAAUUAAACCUGAAACCUAUUGCAUGGGAUGAUGUGUUUUCUCAUGGAUACACGGAAACUCCCGCAACAAUUGAGGUUUGGACAGUGGAUCAUCCGGAGGAUAAAGUAGGAGAUUUAACCGAUGCAUCAGUAGAUGUAAUCGUUUCUUAUCCAUGGUAUCUCGAUAACACACUGAAGCGACAGUGGGAUAUUAUGUACUUGGCUAAACCUGCGGAAUACGUCGAACAGAAGAAUCUCCAUCAUGUCUUGGGAGGGGAGUCUUGCAUGUGGACAGAGCAUGUUGAAGCGAACAACGUCAUCACCGAAAUCUGGCCUUUAGCUUCAGCUGCAGCUGAGAGAUUAUGGAGCAGUAAAAAAACGACAGAUUUAAUUGACGCUGAGACACGCUUGAAUAAUCUUCAUUGCGUAAUGAAAUGUCGAAACGUUCACAUCACACCAAUACUACCUGGUGUAUGUAACAUCGGUUGAUGGACGAAGAAAUCAUAAUAAAAAUAGCAAGACUCGUACAAAAUCCGAUUCCCAGCUUGGAUUGACAGAAUUAUGACUCCGUCUCUCCAAGUUGAUAAACAUUUGAAGUCGACUCCAGUACCGCGACCUUGCACUGUGAGCUAUAACUUGUACAUUCUCGAGUUUGGGAGCAAUACAACUUAUCAUUUGAUAAUGUCAUAGACUCAUAACGUUGCACCGCGUGUUAUUUUUUAGUAAAUUUACAAUAAAAAUAUCCGAACUAAUAUUAUUUUUCAAUCCAAUAAUUCAGACUGAACAUAAUUAUUGUUUAAUAUGGGAGUUCCUUUUUUGCAUUUGAUUUUCAUAAUACUAUACACCUGAAAUAUAUUUUUGGUGUAACUGGGACUGUCAUUGCUGUUAUAUAGUUUCAUCUAACUUUUCUGUAGUUUGUGUGUUUUUUGUUGCACAAAAUUCAUUUAAACCAAUGAAAUAAAUAACCUCCAACGGGCAGGAAUUUUUUCUGUAAUGCAAACAUUUUCUCUUAAAUCCUAAUUAAAUUGAACAAUAUUAUUUGUGGAACAGUGCAAGUUAUUGGACACUAAGUGUACAUAUGGGUUGUCUCGUUAUUAUGUUGUUGUUCUUGUUGGUAUUUUUCUUCCUAUUGUUAUGAAAAACUCUUUUCUCAUUAUCUACUCGCUACUGGACCAAUUGCUUUGAAAUAUUCAGUGGUUAAAGAUUGUUUUUUUCCUUAGAAGGCUAUUACUUUUAUUUAUUUCAAAAAAUUUCUGUGGGCUCUAUGGGAUACGUUUUUGUGUGUGCGAUGACGUCAUCGAAAAUUGCGCAAUCGUGAAGGCUGCGGUACCGGCAGUCUACUGUGACCGAUUGCAUACCAGUACUACUUCGUUUUGUCUUCGUGUCCAAAUAAUCGAAUAUCGCUCUCUUUUAUUCAAUAUGUUUCCUUAAGCCUUCAUUUUUCAAUUUACCU
Styela clava is the source of this 2722-nucleotide messenger RNA. Its product is annotated as beta-hexosaminidase subunit alpha-like. The record is from RefSeq and is a predicted model, not a curated record. Lineage: Eukaryota; Metazoa; Chordata; Ascidiacea; Stolidobranchia; Styelidae. Gene Ontology annotation, biological process: carbohydrate metabolic process; glycosaminoglycan metabolic process; ganglioside catabolic process. Gene Ontology annotation, cellular component: membrane; lysosome. Gene Ontology annotation, molecular function: beta-N-acetylhexosaminidase activity.